Molecule: messenger RNA, 279 nt
Organism: Diabrotica balteata
Lineage: Eukaryota; Metazoa; Arthropoda; Insecta; Coleoptera; Chrysomelidae
Source: the annotation of a GenBank genome assembly
AUGGUAGCUGGAUACGUUCUUGUUUCUUUAACGAUCUGGAUCGCUGCCAGAGUUUCUCCGAAAGAAUGGAGAGAGAUCGAGCCGUGCGAGGAGUGCCUAUGGAAAAAAUAUGGAGAAGAGUGCGAACACCUCUCUUGUGAGGGCACUUCUGGAAUAUGCAGCGACGAAUCCGAGGAUGAAAUUUCAGAAAUAGAUCAUUUCGGAGAAUGUAUUGAAAAAGUGCCGAGUAGGAUGAAUUACAAGGUUGUCAAGUUUUUAUCUCAGAUUAAUUGCACAUAA